CUAAGCUGUACAUUUGCAUAUACGUUACAGCCAUGUUAGCUGGCUGUUACAUGUCUAUACAGCACAAUAUAUAAAACACAAAGGACAGUGCAGCAAAUAUUGGACUAUUCCUUUAACUCAAGGAGAGAUGUCCUCCCAAGUCCGACUGAGGCUGCUGCCGAGAGCCAGAUGCAUGUUUGAUGAGCCGGUUCAGGUGAAGGUGGCCGGGCUGAGGGCGAGACAGGUGGUCACCAUGAGAGCCAGAUCCACUGACGACAAGGGACUGGUGUUCAGCUCCUCGGCCACCUACAAGGCUGAUGGGAGCGGGGAGAUCGACCUGGAGAGAGACCCCUCUCUCAGCGGGAGCUACGUCGGGGUGGAACCCAUGGGUCUGCUGUGGUCCAUGAGGGCAGACACCUUGCACAGAAGGUUUAUAAAAACUAAUUCACUGAACCACCAUGUGGUGAAUUUCUCAUUGCACGAGAAGGAGGGGGAGGGCAGGAUGCUGGCAGAGGCGACCAAUGAGAGGCUUCUGAUUGGAGACGGAGUUAGCCGGCUCCCCAUCAAAGAGGGGAAUAUCCGUGGAGUCCUGUUCAAUCCCCCAGGUAGAGGUCCAUUCCCUGCCCUGUUGGAUCUGUACACUUUUGGUGGAGGUUUGUCAGAGAAAAGGGCCUCUCUGCUGGCCAACCGUGGAUUUGUGGUUCUGACUGUAGCACUGUAUGGUCAUGAUGACAUGGCGGGGAACAUCAAAGAGGUCCAUCUGGAUUAUUUCGAAGAAGCUAUAGAGUUUUUAAAAAAACAAGAUAAGGUGGGCAGUAAAGGAGUUGGUGUACUAUCCCUUUCAAAAAGCGGAGAUGUUGCACUAUCAAUAGCCUCUUACCUGCCAGGUGUUGAGGCCACAGUGUGGAUUAACGGCUGUUGUGCCAAUACACUUUUACCCCUCUACCAUAAGAAGAGCCAAAUCCUCUCUGCAUUAAUGAUGGACAUCAGCAAGAUGGUUCCCACUGAGUCAGGGGCCUUUAUGAGCAAGAAUGUUAUGCAUAAUCCGCUGGCAGAGGAGAACAAGGCCACCCUGGUCCCCAUUGAACAAGCCAAGGGACGUUUCCUCUUUGUGGCUUCAGAGGACGACCUCAACUGGGACAGCAAGGCUUACAUGGACCAGAUGGUGGAGAGACUGCAAUGUCAUGGGAAGGACAACUUUGAGAGGGUGUCUUACCCUGCAGCAGGGCAUUACCUAGAGCCGCCAUACGGACCCUUCUGCACCUCCAGUUUUCAUGGGGUUGCAGGCAAGCCAGUCCUGUGGGGGGGUGAGCCCAGGUCCCAUGCAGCAGCUGAAGUCCACCUGUGGAAGAAGAUCCAGGAGUUCUUCAGAACUCACCUGAGCUGUGAUGUUACACAGACUAUUGCCAAAUUGUAG
This is a messenger RNA of Perca flavescens (yellow perch), 1396 nucleotides long. RefSeq names its product acyl-coenzyme A thioesterase 5. NCBI's taxonomy places the organism in Eukaryota, Metazoa, Chordata, Actinopteri, Perciformes, Percidae. Gene Ontology annotation, molecular function: fatty acyl-CoA hydrolase activity. Bases 128 to 1396 code for a protein of 422 amino acids. Gene Ontology annotation, biological process: acyl-CoA metabolic process; fatty acid metabolic process. The transcript has 4 exons. The record is from RefSeq and is a predicted model, not a curated record.